AUGGAUACCCUCAAAAUUGUAAGAGCUGUGAUCGCGAAAACACUGAAGGGAAGAGCGACAAAAAUAGCAGCAACACGAGGCGUAGCGGACACGACAGCGAACGCUGAGCAUCUCUGGGACACAGAUGCUUCAAGAAGCUUCCCGGUUGGAGGCUCCGUGGAUAGCUCGCAAGCUACUGGCAGCAACAGCAACUCGGCACCAGUAUUGCACGACCUAGUCGACAAGUAUAUUCUUCGCCUUCCGUGCUCGGACAGUCUACUUCCAAACCAGAUAACCAAUGAAGUUGCAUUUAAGCGAUUCGUUGCCUCAACGAUCUCUCACAUUCCAGUUUCCCAAGUCUACUCCUUCAAUGCAACAGACUCACCGGAAACAUCCUACAUCGUCGAGGAAUUCAUUGACGGCAAAGCCCUCAGCUCUCUAUGGAUGACCUUCACAACCACCCAAAAAGAAACCAUUGCCCGCAGCCUCGCCACCAUAGUUGUCGACCUCACAGAAGUCCGAUUCUCCAAGAUCGGUGGCCUGGAUCAUGUGAGGUUUGUCUCUGCGCCACCAGUCGAAGGCUCUAAACUGUUCAAAGGUCGUGGGAAGUUCCAUAAGAAUGAAUGCUAUCCUAUCGGUCCAUAUUCUUCCACCAAGGAGUACAUGCUGGCUUGUUAUGACAAGGAGAUUUUCUACUAUAGCAACGCUGACAGAGACGACAUUGAUGAGAGUCUCUUUGAGGAUAUUUCAGUUGCAGACUUCGUUGCACAGUUACAAGAGAGACGAGCAGCUCUCGCAGAGAAAUCUAUUGCGGAUGAGCCGUUCGUGCUUAUCCACGGUGACUUACAUGGUCGGAAUAUACUGAUGAAAGGUGACCAGAUAGCCUCUGUUUUGGAUUGGGACUUCGCGGGAUCGUAUCCUCUGAGUGAGACGUUGUCUGAUGGUGGGAUAGAUGUAGUGGAUGCUAAUAGCGAAGAACUCGAGGAAGAGAAUUGCUUCUGGGAUCGCAAGAUUAGGGAGUAUAUUCGGGAGCUGGUGGAGGGAAGGGCAUGGAGCGAGGGAGAUACAGCAUUGCUUCUGGGAGGUGGGGAUCCGGCAUUGGGGAGAGGCAAGGAUGGAAUUAAUUUCCUUAGUCGGAAAGGCGUCCCAGCCACGCAGAGUGUAAUGAGGUUUUGCCAGUCCGUCUUGUAA
This is a messenger RNA of Cadophora gregata, 1170 nucleotides long. RefSeq lists its product as uncharacterized. The record is from RefSeq and is a predicted model, not a curated record. Bases 1 to 1170 code for a protein of 389 amino acids. Lineage: Eukaryota; Fungi; Ascomycota; Leotiomycetes; Helotiales; Ploettnerulaceae. The transcript is spliced from 2 exons.